Bactrocera dorsalis (oriental fruit fly) is the source of this 4321-nucleotide messenger RNA. RefSeq names its product protein doublesex (gene dsx). The record is from RefSeq and is a predicted model, not a curated record. The coding region runs from base 2241 to 3443 and encodes 400 amino acids. NCBI's taxonomy places the organism in Eukaryota, Metazoa, Arthropoda, Insecta, Diptera, Tephritidae. The transcript is spliced from 6 exons. Gene Ontology annotation, biological process: sex differentiation; regulation of transcription by RNA polymerase II. Gene Ontology annotation, molecular function: DNA-binding transcription factor activity, RNA polymerase II-specific; RNA polymerase II cis-regulatory region sequence-specific DNA binding. Gene Ontology annotation, cellular component: nucleus.
CGAAAGUUGUUGCUGCAUUUCCAGAGGUGUUCAUUUAUAUAUACAUAUGUAUGCACUGAACAAGUGCUUGCGGUGGUGGCUGCGCAACAACUUUUUGGUGCAAUGCGCCGGUAUGCACUCGUCUCACCGCUAAGGAAACAACUAUGUUAGCACAACAACAACAACAAACCGCCAGAGAACCGAUACAUGUGGAGAAAUGCAUUUAGAUUAACAGCAACAGCAAAAGUAACAGAAACGGCAACAUUUACAGAAGCAGUUGCAGCCUUAGCUCUUGAGAGUUUGCAUUUAAUUGGGUUCUGUCGUGUUGCUGUAUAGUUGUACACCCUCCGCCAGUUUGUCUAUCGUGUCUGAGGUCUGUGCAGUGACAUUGUCAUUGACAGCAAACAAUUCGCCAAAACGAGCCGACUGCACUACGGUCAUCGGCCACACAACAAGCUCCAAGCAACUCUUUAGCAACGGCAGCACCACCACAACCACUACACCCUUUAUCACGGUCUGUGCAUUCGCACAUCGUUACCACUAUGGCUAGAGCACUCGGCAACAACUCAAUUCACAGUGGCUAGCAUCGCAGCGCCUUGAGUCGACAACUUGGACACUGCACACCACAUUCGCAGUUCUGUGCUGUUCCGCUGCGGCCGGUCACCAUUCGCAUCCGCAUUUGCCUCACACGUUGUUCCAAUUCUUUGCUGAGCAAGUUCAAGUUGAAUUCAUAGUCAAAAACGAAUUCGUAAUUGAUGUUGAUGUCGCUGCCGCCGUCGAUGUUCAUGUUGCCGCUUGUGCUGCGCGUUGUCUAACGGAGUUCGUGUUGUAUUUUGCAAGAAUAAAUACAAAAGUGCCGCCUUUGUUACUUCUGCGCUUUGAGAUACUCCUAAGCGUAUUGCAUCGGUCAUUAGACAUAUGUAUAAGUGUGCCAAACAUUCGGGAUUGUGAUUUUACAUGCGCUGUCGUUCAAAUUUGGUGUUCCGUGUGAUCGCAAACUAACAGUAACGUUCUUCGCUGACAUUACCCGAUAAUCAAAGGGUGUUUGGGUGCGUUGUUACUUUGGGCUUCGCCGUCGGGGAAUUAAUUCAAAUAUUUUCAGUUUCGAUGGAAGUGCAAUCGGCUCCACGAUCAGUUAUUGUUUAAAAGUCUAUUAAAAACACAUGUUACAGAAGCUCAUUGAUCGAAACCUAUCGCUUUAAACUACGAAGGUUCGCAAAAUAAAGUUUACGGAACUUGUGUAUUGAAAGGGUUGCUGUCAACUUCGACCUAAAAACCGAAAAUUAUAAAAAUAGUGAACAAACAUACAAAAGAAAUACAAUAUCGCCGUUUUAUCAACUUUCGUACAAUAACAUUAUCGUAAUAAGGCAAUUAAAUAUUAAUUGCUAACCAUGUGCAAUAAAAGGAUUGUUCAAAAAAUUAAAGAUUAAGGAGAGUCUGCGACUUAUCAACAGGAUAUUAUCACCUCUUCGGAAAAUGAGUGAAUGGGAUGGGUUAAACUAAAAUCAUAAAAUAAAUAAAAUACUGACAAUAAAACAGAAAUAAGGGAUGAGUCUCUGUUAGACAAUUUUAUAUGUGAAAUAAACUUUCAGGUGAAUUCUAACACUAAAGUAUCCAAGUGAUAAGAUCUACCAGCGUUAUAAAGAUCACCUCUUCGGAAAAUGAGUGAAUGGGAUGGGUUAAACUAAAAUCAUAAAAUAAAUAAAAUACUGACAAAAAAACACUAAAGCAACCAAGUGAUAAGAUCUACCAGCGUUAUAAAUGUUUCAAUAGAGUGCGUGUGGGACAUAUAAAACAUUUAAACCAUGAAGUAACUGCUUUGUUCUAUAAAAGCUCGUUAUUGUGUGAAAGUGACAGUGCAUUGAAAUGCGUAUAAAAUAAUAAUUACAAACCUGCAAACUUAACUUCGUAGAGGCUUCGCUUUUGUUAUAGCCUUAAUUAUCGGGCCAUGAAUUUCUGUUAUUUAUCUUUAACUGUUUUUGAAACUGUUAAUUAUAUGUUUGUAAAUGACAUAUAUACAGACAUAACGAUUAUAAAAACUUAGGCCAUCAGUUGGAAGUUUCUUCGGCAUAAAUAUACUUCAACAGUUGUGUUGCAAUAUCAAAACACUGAAACUAAAUAGCAGUAAAGGUGCGUUGUCAUACGUACUGGUAUAUACAAUUAAAGUGAGCAUCAACAUUUCACUCUACAUUCGUCCGCCUUGUUCGCAACUGCACGGUCAUCACGUACACACAGCGAAUAGGCUUCGUAGCUGUUCUUUAAUGGUUUCUGAGGAUAAUUGGAACAGCGACACAAUGUCCGAUUCGGACAUGCAUGACUCAAAGGCAGACGUCUGCGGUGGGGCCUCCAGCAGCAGCGGCAGUUCGAUCUCCCCUCGCACUCCACCCAAUUGUGCACGGUGCCGUAAUCAUGGGCUCAAAAUCACACUAAAAGGACACAAACGGUAUUGUAAGUUCCGAUUUUGCACUUGUGAAAAAUGCCGCUUAACCGCCGAUCGUCAGCGCGUGAUGGCACUGCAGACUGCUUUGAGGCGGGCACAAGCGCAGGACGAGCAAAGGGUUCUGCAGAUUCACGAGGUACCGCCAGUGGUACACGGACCAACGGCAUUACUUAAUCAUCAUCACUUGCACCAUCAUCAUCACUUGAAUCAAAAUCAUCAUGCGAGUGCUGCAGCUGCAGCAGCAGCUGCUGCGGCACAUCAUCAUAUAUCGACAGCGAUCCGUUCUCCGCCACACGUCGAACAUGGUGGCGGUAAUGUUAGCAGUAGUGGUAACGGCGGUAUAGCCGGUGGAAUAGGUUCUGCCAUCACCUCUGUACCUGGGUCGGUGCCACCACCCGAACAUCACAUGACCACAGUGCCCACUCCAGCACAAUCGCUAGAAGGUUCUAGUGAUACAUCUUCGCCAUCACCAUCGUCCACUUCAGGAGCGGUAUUGCCCAUAUCGGUGGUAGGUCGCAAACCAUCUCUGCAUCCCAAUGGAGUAAAUAUUCCUUUAGCUCAAGAUGUCUUUUUAGAGCAUUGUCAAAAACUAUUGGAGAAAUUUCGAUAUCCAUGGGAGAUGAUGCCAUUAAUGUAUGUGAUAUUAAAAGAUGCUGGGGCAGAUAUUGAAGAGGCUUCAAGACGCAUUGAGGAAGCAAAGCGAAUUGUGAAUCAAACCAUAUCGCUACAUUGGAUGGAUAGACAAUUAUACUAUAAUUACUACUCAUCCGCAGCACUAGUAAACACUCCUCCUACAUAUUUUCCAUAUCCGAUUGCCAUUGGAAGCAAUGGCUUACUGACUUCGCACUUCUCGCACCUAACGGCGUCUAUGCGACCGCCAUCGCCCGAGCAACCCACUCUAAGUCGUACGCCACCCAGUCCAUCUAAGCCUUCGCGACCAGGCAGCAUCCUUAGUGAAACCAUGUCGCCGCCAGCAGCCGCUACAAACUUGCCGUCAUCCGUCACAGCUGCUGCAGCUACGUAACAGCAACAACAGUCGCAACGCUACAGCCAGGCUACUCAUGCAACCGCUGCUGUUGCGGCUGCAGCGGCAGCGGCUGCUAUGCUUUUAGUGGAUGACUAAACUCUUAGUACCGAAGCCAAUCUACUUAAUUGUUAUUCAGAUAAAUGUUUGCAUAUGUAGUGGAACUAUCACUUGGAAAGUACCAAUAAUUUUAACGGAAAGUUACUGGAAAAUUGCGGAUAUAAGGACUUAUUAAAUGAAAAAUUUCAAGCAAUUUUCAUUUGUAUAUACUUGAUAUACAUAAGAGUACCAAUACAUAUGUAUUAAGAAGUUGGAUGCAUCUUUAUAGUUACUUAGAAAUAUUGUUUACUAACUCUUUGUAAAAUCUACUGGAAUGUCCCGGAAGCCUAGGAAAUGGACACAUGAAAAAGUGAACAUAGAUCUCAUUACAUCAAACAAAUUACACAUAGUAUGCACAAGUAUAAAUAUAUGAAUCACAAAGUUAUGAUAAAUAUUAUGCAUGUAACGGAAACAGUUUGCAUUUUUCAACAGCUAUAACAUUUUAAACGUAAAUAUAUUGUGUGUAUGUAAGAACGUAUUUAUUAAAGUCGAAUUUGUAGUAAAACGUUAUUAAUAUAUUCCAAAAAUGCAAAGAAAGCUUAAUUAAUUGAAUACAUCCGUUAAUAAUCAAAUUCAUAAAUAAAAUAUUUAACAUAUGUAUGUAUGUAUAUAGGAAAAACAAACUAUGAAAUGCGAAAAUAUCAAAUGGAAAAAUCCUAUGUUUAUUAGAUUAGUUUCAGAACUAGUUAUUUAUUCUAGUUGAUAAUUUAACUGUGAAUUAUGAUAAAACAUAUUGAAAUAAAGUGGAUAGCAAAUAAAGAAAUGCAUAAUUACUGCUA